Molecule: messenger RNA, 654 nt
Organism: Plasmopara halstedii
Lineage: Eukaryota; Oomycota; Peronosporomycetes; Peronosporales; Peronosporaceae
Product: whirly isoform 1
Exons: 5
Coding region: 1-654 (217 amino acids)
Biological process (GO): regulation of DNA-templated transcription; defense response
Molecular function (GO): single-stranded DNA binding
Source: RefSeq, a predicted model, not a curated record
AUGGCGCUUUUGCAGACGCUCCGUAAGACAGCAGGCCUCAGGCUGAACGCGGCUUUUCGCAGCACUGUUCUGUAUUCCACAGAGCGCGUGUUCCCAAAUUUCUCGGUUUACAGCAGUGACUCAGCCUUCCAAGUAGCCCCAAGCCCCCCGCAGUACACAAACAAUGGCAGCUACCUGAAGACUAAGCGAGUGGGAGCCAUGAUGCUAUCGUGGGCUAAGUCUACCAACUCAGGAUAUAACUACCAAAAUAAAACUGUGGGACUGGUGCUGGAGAUGCUUGACUCUCGCAUCCCAGAGCUCUCGUUUACUCACUCGCCUAAUAUGAACUCGUCUGAGGAAAAUAAAAAUUCUAAGUCGCUCUACAUUACGCGCACAUCAGGCCCUGAUGGAAACCCAUUAAUUUUGAUCAAAGUUAAGCACGAGAGCGAGUGUGUCGCUACGCUUAACGUUGGCGAGGCCCGUGUUUUUAAAGAGCUGUUGAUCUACUCGCUUCCACGACUCUUCGGUUUCCACUCCGUGCUUGAGGGACCUUUGAAUGUCGAAGGUGGAACCAGUGGGGACUUGUUACGGAGUGAAGAUAACUCGUAUCCAUCGAGAUCAAAUAGCGGAUACCGCCGAUCCAACACCAAACCUGCUGGUGAAUGGCCUUUCUAA